UGCUAAUUUCAGUUUUGUGGAUAUAUGUAUAUUUAACACCUAAAUAUAAAUAAACCCCAACAAAUGUGUUUCAUCUACGAGUAGUCCAGAUUCCGGGGCUAUCUAUUGUGGGCAAUCAUUAAGCUAAACACGUAACAUUCACUCAGGUAGCUAAGAAAAGCAAAAACAAAAACAAACAAAAAAAGAUAACUAAAGGAAAACAAAAAAGAAAAAAAAAAAUAACAAUGACGCCAGAGAAAUCGGUUAUAGCCUAUAUCAAUCAUUUGAUAGUCAGCAACUUUUCAUAUUUCUGGGACGAAAUCGAUGGAUAUCUGUAUUAUUUGGGCGGAACUCUGGGCACCAUCACUCUCAGUAGUUUGGCGGCCAGUGUUGCGUAUUAUUUUGCAACACGACCAGUACCGGAACAACCAUUAGUGCCUCUGGAAAACCAAUCCCCAUUGUUAGAGGGUCCAGAACAAAUUCACGUCUCCAAGUUUUACAAGGAGUCGAAAAAUGGCAAAUUCGUGUCCUAUAUCACAGAGAACGUCCGCACCCUAUAUCAGACGUUCCGCGAGGGAGCCUAUGCCUCCAACAACGGCCCGUGUCUGGGCUGGCGAGAGACCCUAACGUCGCCCUAUCAGUGGAUCAACUACGAUGAGGCGCUGCUGCGGGCCAAGAACUUUGGCUCGGGCAUGCUGGCCCUGGGGGCCCGGCCCAAACAGUUGAUUGGCAUCUACUCGCAGAACCGUCCGGAGUGGAUACUGUACGAGCAGGGCUGCUACUCGUUCUCGCUGGUGGUGGUGCCGUUGUACGACACCCUGGGUCCCGAUGCCUGCGCCUUCAUCAUCCGCCAGACGGAAAUGUCGAUUGUGAUUGUGGAGGAUGACGGCAAGGCGGCCAUGCUCCUGGAGAAGGCGCCGCGCAGCCUGAAGAUCAUCGUGGCCAUCAAGCCGAUCCGCCAGACGACCCUGGAGCGGGCGCGCAGUCGCGGCAUACAGAUCUUCUCGUUCAUCGACGUGGAGAAGCUGGGCGCCAAGGGCAAUCACCCGGAGAUACCGCCGGCGGCGGAGGAUCUGUGCACGGUCUGCUACACAUCGGGCACCACCGGCAAUCCCAAGGGCGUUAUGCUCACCCACGGCAACGUGGUGGCCGGCGUCUGUUCUGUGAUCCUGCAGAUGGGCGAUCAUCGGAUCCGCGCCGGGGAUGUGAUGGUCUCCUUCCUGCCCCUGGCCCACAUGUUCGAGCGGUGCUGCGAGAACGGCAUGUACUAUGUGGGCGGCUGUGUCGGCUUCUACUCGGGCGACAUCAAGGAGCUGACCAACGACCUGAAGAUGCUGAAGCCCACGGUUAUGCCGGCUGUGCCUCGCCUCCUGAAUCGCGUCUACGACAAGAUCCAGAACGAUAUCUCCGCCUCGGGCCUGAAGCGGGGUCUCUUCAACAUGGCCAUGCGGGCCAAGGAGAAGGAGAUUGCUCGCGGCGUCCUGCGGCGCAACGGCUGCUGGGACAAGCUCGUGUUCAAGAAAGUGCACCAGGCCUUCGGGGGCAACCUGCGGCUCAUGGUCGUAGGCUCGGCGCCUUUGGCCGGCAACGUUCUCACCUUCAUGCGCUGUGCCUUGGGCUGUCUGGUCCUGGAGGGUUAUGGCCAGACGGAGUGCACUGGCGCCAUCACACUCACGGUUCAGGGCGAUCAUGUGCCCAACCAUGUGGGUCCGCCCGUCUCCUGCAAUGCUGUGAAGCUGGUCGAUGUGCCCGAGAUGGAGUACUUUUCCAAUCAAAAUACGGGCGAAGUCUGUGUGCGCGGCUCAAAUGUGUUCCAUGGUUACUAUAAGGAUCCGGAGAAGACGGCGGAGGCGAUCGACUCGGAGGGCUGGCAUCAUACCGGCGAUGUGGGCAUGUGGCUGCCGAAUGGCACCCUGCGGAUCAUCGACCGCCGCAAGCACAUCUUCAAGCUCAGCCAGGGCGAGUACAUAGUGCCCGAGAAGAUCGAAAAUAUCUAUACGCUCAGUCAAUAUGUAAAUCAAGUCUAUGUCUAUGGGGAGAGCUUAAAGAGCUGCAUUAUAGCUGUCGUUGUACCUGAUACCGAUGUACUGAAACAGUGGGCCACGGAGAACAAUGUACGUGGCACACUCUCCGUCCUGUGCAAUAAUAAGAAUGUCAAGGAACUGAUCAUGAACGACAUGCUCAACUGGGGCAAACAGAGUGGACUGAAGUCAUUCGAACAGGUCAAGGAUGUCUAUCUACAUCCGGAUCCCUUCUCCGUACAAAACGGACUGCUAACGCCCACAUUCAAGGCCAAGAGACCGCAACUUAAGAGCUACUUCAAGCCACAACUGGAGGAUAUGUAUAAGCACUUGGAUUAAAGCAAUACCUAUAUACAUAUAUACGUAUUCCUAUACGUAUACAAAUGAAACACCAAAACACAAGAAAAACAACGAACCGAACUAAAGAUAAAGAUAAUGAUGAUGAUGAUGAUUCUGAUGAUGAUGAAGAUGAUGCUGAUAAUGAUAAUGAUAAUAAUGAGCAAAAGAAUUCAAACGGAUUAAAACAUAUGCCUAUACCAUACAAAACUGAUGAUAACUAAGACUACAGACGCAGAUACUUGAAGGCCGAGAAACGGUAGAAGAGUCGAAUUUUAAAGUUUCGUCAAUUGUUAGCAACUAAGAGAAGCGCAAGAUACACCAGAUACAAAUACAAAUACAAAUACAGAUAAAAUAUAGGACGAGAGGAGGAGCACAGGAGACAGCCUUUUGACAGCCGCAUUUUUACAUAAUUUAAUCAAGAAACGAACUAUUAACUAAUAUGUUAAAUAUACAUAUGUAUUUCCCCUAACCGACCCCUUAUGGUCUAGUUCAAAGUGAAUAGAGCACGAAUGCGUAGUCUGAACCAAAACACAUACAUAUACUAUAGCUAACUAACACAUAUUGAGCCAGUUGAAUAAAAGGAAAGCUUUAAUUAACUAUCUGCGAGUACGAGCUACACUCAGCGUUAGUUUAAUAACUUUUAAAAUUUAUAUUAACUCGAAAUUCUACGCAAGUGCGCUGAGCAACAACUAAUCGGAGGAGCAGAUCAAAUAAAAUACAAUUAAUAUAUAUUUAUAAUAACAAAAAAAAGAUCCACUUCUUUGGACUGCACUGUCUGCCUUACAAAACCAACAAACAAAAAACAAACAAAACAAACAAAAAAAUGAAACGCAAAAAUUGAUCAAAAAAUUGCAAUAAAUCUCUUAAAUCCUAAUAAGUAAACUUGAUAUGCUCGAAACAACAAACUAAAGCAGCAUGAUAAUAAUACUAUUAAAUAAACAAA
This is a messenger RNA of Drosophila pseudoobscura, 3282 nucleotides long. Its product is annotated as long-chain-fatty-acid--CoA ligase 5. Gene Ontology annotation, biological process: long-chain fatty acid metabolic process. Gene Ontology annotation, cellular component: membrane; endoplasmic reticulum. NCBI's taxonomy places the organism in Eukaryota, Metazoa, Arthropoda, Insecta, Diptera, Drosophilidae. The transcript has 8 exons. The coding region runs from base 225 to 2339 and encodes 704 amino acids. The record is from RefSeq and is a predicted model, not a curated record. Gene Ontology annotation, molecular function: long-chain fatty acid-CoA ligase activity.